CCAAUAAGAAAAUUGGAAAUCCGCCUGUUGAACAAUGUUUGGUAUUUGAGGAUGCAAUUAAUGGAAUCAAAGCAGCAAAAAAUGCAGGAAUGAAUGUUGUUUGGGUAGCACAUAAAGGAUUGGCAGCAGUAUGUCCAGGUGAUAAUGGAGCGGAUGAAAAGAUGUUUUCACUGGAAGACUUUAAUCCAGAGAAAUAUGGAUUACCACCUUUUGAUGACAGUUUAUGA
Molecule: messenger RNA, 227 nt
Organism: Dentiscutata erythropus
Lineage: Eukaryota; Fungi; Glomeromycota; Glomeromycetes; Diversisporales; Gigasporaceae
Source: the annotation of a GenBank genome assembly